Molecule: messenger RNA, 1287 nt
Organism: Striga hermonthica
Lineage: Eukaryota; Viridiplantae; Streptophyta; Magnoliopsida; Lamiales; Orobanchaceae
Source: the annotation of a GenBank genome assembly
AUGGCUGAGCAGCUAAAUUCAUAUCGCCUCCUUCACCUCGACCUGUUCUGCCGUUCACACCUUCACGGCUUCACCGACUCACCUUUAGAUCGCCUCACCUUCACCUGGGAGUUCAAUCCGUCGUUCACCUCACCUUCACUUCAGAAUUCAGAUCGCCUCCUUCACCGACACACCUUCACGGCUUCAGCGACUCACCUUUGUGACUUCAGCCGGGCCCUAGGAAUGGAAAGUCAGAGUGUGAGUUCAAGUAAUCCGGCUCUAAGCACCAAUGCCAAUGUUGAUAAUCAAACUCAAGAAAUCUCGAGAAACACUUCACAAAAAAACAAUCCAAAAAAAAGGAAGGAGAGGAGCAUCGCUUGGGAUCAUUGUACAAGGAAAAUUAUUCACGAUGAUGAAGGAAAUGAGGAGAUGGUUGCUAUUUGCAAGCAUUGUCAAUUACAAAUGCCGGUCGAUUCAAAAAGGAAUGGAACGAGAGGCCUUCUCAAUCAUUUGUAUCAUAAGUGUGAGAGUUCUCCUCUUCGUCUGGUGAUGGACAAGAGCCAACCCACAUUAACUCAGUCGAUGAUGGGAGGUGAAGUAAAAAUUUCCGACUUCAACCAAAAAAGACUCGACAAGAUGUGUGUGAAGUGGAUUAUCAAGGCGGAGAUGCCUUUUCGAACCGUAGAGCAACCGGACUUCAAAGAAUUUAUUCUUGAUCUUCAACCUCGUUAUAUGAUUCCUAACCGGAGGAAGAUUGCAAAGGAUGUGUGGAGUUUAUUUUGCGAAGAGAAAGCAAAGAUCAAAAGUAUCAUUGGUGAUCUUCGGGAAGGUGUCUCGAAGAGAAGUUGGUCGAAUGGGGGCAUAAGUAAGGUGUUUACCAUUACCGUGGACAAUGCGAGUUCGAAUGAUGUGGCCGUGGAGUAUUUAAAGAAGCAACUCCGGAAACAUGAUGGUCUUAUGCUUGAUGAAAACUUGCAUAUGAGGGGUGCUUGUCACAUAAUUAACUUGAUUGUGAAGGAUGGGAUGAAAGAGUUGGUAGACUCCAUUGAAGCCAUCCGUAAUUGUGUCAAGUAUAUUCACUCUUCAAGUGCGAGGUUGGAUAAGUUUCGGGAGUAUGCGGCUUUAGAGAAGAAAGAUAAAAUGUCGACUAUCCCGAUGGAUGUUGUGACUCGGUGGAAUGCCACAUACAUCAUGCUUCAUAGUGCUUACAAGUUUAAAGGUGUGUUUGCAAGGUUGGAGGAAGAAUUUAAGCCUUUUAAGACAUACUUUGAAGAGGGAAGAGUGGGGCCUCCGAAUGAUGAAGAUUGA